This is a messenger RNA of Mercenaria mercenaria, 4563 nucleotides long. RefSeq lists its product as uncharacterized. Lineage: Eukaryota; Metazoa; Mollusca; Bivalvia; Venerida; Veneridae. Bases 150 to 2927 code for a protein of 925 amino acids. The transcript has 5 exons. The record is from RefSeq and is a predicted model, not a curated record.
ACGCCGCUAUAUUUGUACGCUAAAUAUUAAUAUUAAUAUCUAUUCUUAUUUAGAAAAUUGGUGUUUUAGCGGAAAAGUUAAAGAACAUAAAAGCAUGUAGUAAGAUCAUAAGAUCUCCAGGAAAAUGCAAUGUGCGUGACAUAGAGCUGAUGAAAGAAGUCUUGACUUUAAUAGGUGAUGAACAUUCGACAGGUGCAAUUGCGAAAUUGGAAGAGAUUGAAGAAAAUCUCCGAAGAUCUACGUCAGAUCAUUCAGAUGAACUGGCAGGUAGUACAGAAAAGUGGAGCAUCGUGUCUGAUGUAAAACCCUUGGAAAAAGUACCUGUACCACUGGUGAUUGAAAGUUACAACAUAGCAGUAGAUGAAUACAUUGAAAAAGCUGAUAAAGCAUUAAAAUGCAAGGGAGCUUGUGACGAACAUGUAUCUAUAACGAUUCUUGCUGAACAAAAAGUAGACGUUUGUAAAAAGGUUGGAGGCAAGAAUAUUAAGAAUCAAUGUAUUUUAAAAACAGUAUUUGGAAGAAACAUACCGCAGAAAUUCAUUGUCUCUAAGGCGAAGACCCCCGACAGGGAAAAAAGGAAAGAUGCAAAACCUCAAUGGGACGAGUAUGAAUGGCUCAUUUAUAAUAUUCUAAAAUUCUUUCAACAGAAAUCAGAUAAGAAAACUGGAAAUCAGUCUUUUUACAGUGAGAAAACAAAUACAUUUUCUAACAUUUUCGUUGUUUCUAAGGCAUUUUUAAGCAGACUGAACUUAUCCCUACAAACACUUGGUAAUUAUGUCCGAGAGAAUGCCCAGUUGCCAAAUCAACACAAUCUUUUCAUUUUUGACUUCCAAGACCCAGAGAUCCGACAGGAGUUUAAUAGUAUUGAUGAAAUACUACAGAUACACACGGUUAUGACACUGGUGGGCGGAGAAAAAGAAAUGAUAGAUAUAGAACAGUUAGGAAUGCCUUCUGUUUUUCUGACCCUGCGUUCAGUCGAUGGACUUGUAAUAAGUGACACACCUGGGACAAUACACUCAAGCGGCUUCUCAAGAACGAUGCAGAAAAGUAUUCACAAAUGUAUGAGUAAACUAGGAAAAAACAAUCUUUCGAAGUUGACUUUUGAUCACGUUUGCCUUGAAGACCCGUCAACGAGGGUCAAGCUAUCUUUUAUUCCAAGCCUGAAAAGGUUGGUUUUGAAGUCAUGUAGAUUCACACCUGUCUUGUCUAGUUCAAUAUUAUCAAUAGAGAUAGAAGAAGAGGAAGGGACGUUGGCAUCCUAUCUAAACCGACUGAAUCUGAUAUUCCCAUUAGCAGUCCAAACAUGUCCUAGAUUAGAGUAUAUCGAAACUUCAAAAAUUAAGAUUGGAAGUAAACAAUUCUCCAUCAAGUUAGAUAAGGAAACCUUGGAAACUGAUAUGAAAAAUUGUUGCAGGAAAACUUUGACUGAAUGUAAUACGGAGAUAGCAUUGACAGUACUGGAUCAUUAUAUCUCGAAAAUACUGGACAACGCAAAGUGCAGCUUCAGAGAUUAUGAAAAUGCCAAUGAAGUAGAAAGAAAAUCCAUUCUUAAAGGAGUGUGUUACGGUCUUAGUAACUCUGAUCCCAACUUAAAAGUAUACCCAGCCGUUUAUUAUGGCGAAAAAAGAGAGACUGUGCUAGUUUGUUACAUGAGAGAAAAUUUUGACGUUGAUAACGAAUGCGUUUGGGGGCAGAAAUUUCGGGGAUUUAAGACAUAUCGAAAAAGUUACGACCAUGUCACUACAGAAUCAUCAGACAGGGAUUAUCCAGUAACAAACGUAGAUGAACUAAAGGAAUAUUUUGAAAACCACUCCAAAAAUGUAGAAGAAACGAUACGUGAACAUUCAACGGACCUCAUGAAAAAGCACAGUAAUUUAGAAAUGAUAGGAAUCUGUUUUAAGAACAACAAAGAAGACAAAACGGAUUCAUCUGGCAAGCCGUGCAUUGCGCUAUAUGUGAGGUUGAAAUCCUUUGUUCCAUAUGGUGAAAGUCUCUUCCCAUCAGAAUUAUCGCAUCUUUCAAAAAAAGGAAUUGUCUUCAAGACAGAUGUAAGGGAAGAUUAUUUCGUGUCUCUUGCUGAUUCUGCAGCACAGAAUUCCGAUCCCAUGAUGAAAGCUUCACAUUUAGCUAUGGGCUGUAGUAUCGGCUUAAAAGGAAAUGAAAUCGCUGCGUCUCUCGGACCAUUUGUAGAAUUUAAAAGAAACUCUGAAACGGAAUUUGGAUUUUUGACUGUUUGCCAUCUAUUCAGCGUACCUAGAAACUAUCGAAAUGCCAUUGGUAAAGAAGUUGUCCAACCUUCCGAAUCAGACCUAUUCGUUGAUCUGAAUCAACGAAGUCCCAGGCAAGAAACAAACACAAGUUCAGUUUGCGGGAAAGUAGUUGCUUGCUGUUAUGAUGAUAAUGUGGACGCAAGCCUUGUGCGAAUCACUGAUCGGGCUCCUUACACAGGACUGUUUUGUUAUAGAAAAGGAGAUCUUCGGUUAGCAGGUUUUUCCAGAGAAGGUAGAAUACCAAAAUACACGGAUGGCUCAAUGAUAAUUGACUUAAACCAAUGUAAGGGAAAAACACUUGUCAAAUUUGGGAAAAGUACUUAUCUCACAAGUGGCAAAUGUCUGCUUCAAAAUUCGGCUGUAAGAACAGGCGAUGCUACUGUCGACGUAACAUGUCCAACUUCUGGUGCUGUUCAUAGUCAUAAAAUGUUUAAUCAGUUUCAAAUCAAAGAAAUCAGCUGGACAACUUUUGCUGAUCGUGGUGAUUCGGGGGCAGGUGUGUUUCUUGUAAAUGACGAUAAAAGUCUGUCAUGUGUUGGCAUGGUAGUUGGAAAGACAAAACAAAGUGGCUAUUGUGUUGCUACUCCUAUAACAGCAAUACUUGACAGUCUGUCUAGGGAGUAUUGUUGUGAUGUAACUCUCAAAGAAUUCACUUGAAAAUUUAUUUACGGAUGUGACCAUGUAAAGAAAAAAGAAAUCUAUGUUCUAGAUCUAAUUGUUAUUUUAAAGUAUUUGUAUUUUGUAUCGAUAAGGUGGGCCGGUGGUCUAGUGGUAACACGCUUGACUGUCAAUCCAGAGGUCCGGGGUUCGAAUCCCGGUCCAGGCACUGGAAAUUUCUGAGAUGCUCUUGAGUGUCUCCCACCUAACUAGAGGCCUGUACUGGUUCUUUCCAGGAAAGACGGCUUCGCGUGUAUCGGUGCUAUACACCGGAAAGAGCUGGGCUAAGUUAGCCGGACACGUCUGUAUCUGAAAAGUUCUCUCUGUCUGUGGGCUUUAUCUCACUCUUGACCAGAAAACUAAAUACGUAAUUCAGAAAAGAGAACAAAGAUCCGAUAGGAAAACACCUAAAAUACUGUAUAGAUGAAAAAGUUUGCGACGUGGAAAAUUCGCGAAAGUAUCAGCCAGCUUACAUUUCCACGUUCACCAAGACAUGUCAUUAUAGUCAAGUAAAGAUAAACAAUCUGAGGUUCGAACUUCACUUUUCGACAAUUCGUGAAAAUUUCUGCCCGCAAAACGUCUUGAAUUGGCAAACCGCGAACUUUUGACCCUCGAAUAUAUCCUCCUAUACAGUAGUGUAGUUAAGUGUGUAUUGAUCAUAGACAUGUACACAAAAAUACAUAGACAAUAAUUAAACUAACUUAGAUAAAUAUCACAUAGGAACACGUACAGUGGUCUGCCGCCUGGGAACGGUCAGCGGUAAAAUCGGGGUGUUCAAAGGCGGCCUAUAUCUUAGCAGUGGGUCAAGGGUAUUCUGAUUUCAUUGUAGCAGCAGGGGCCAGAUCACAUUUUGGUUCUAACAUACAAGGUUAUAAACUAACUAGGAUGGCAGUCAGCCAUGAAAUUGCAUUAGCACUUGUAAAUUUGAAAGAAGAAAAUAUUAAAUAGUUUAUAUGUGAUACAUUACCAUACAUAUGCAUGGCAUUUUUAUCAUUAAAAGUUCUUACCCAUAAAAUAUCAAAAGGUAAAAAUACACUCUAUGACGGCAAUGAACCAGCGCCUCGCGUCUCAAAGUAGCCCAGCCACAAAUAGAAUCUGUAAUGGAAAAAUGUAGUAAACGGGUUGCUUCAAAUAUCCAUCAAGAAGUGUCCAAAAGGAUCCAAAACAAGCAGAUAUGCAAGAAACAAUACCCCACGCAAUGAGCGUUAUUGUAUAUGUUGUAACCAACUUGAUAUUGAAGAUGAGUAUCAUUCUGUGUGUAUAUGCCCGUGUUAUACUGUUAUUAGACAAAAAUACAUUAAGCCUUAUUAUUGUAUUCAUCUAUCUGUGUUUAAACUUUGAAACUCUGUUAAUAUAAAGCUAUGCAAUUAUGUCAAGGAAGCAUUAUGUAUUCGUAAUGCUAUUUUAAACAUUAUAUGUUCAUCAUCUGUUAGCAUAUUAUAUAUUUUUCGUUACACAUUAGUAUCAUAAAUAUGAACAUGUACAUGUUCAUAUUUCCUCUAUCAUAUGAAUAUAUACUUUUCAUUUGUAUGUUACACUAUUACCAUGUAUAUACACGUGACAUGUUAAAAAUGUUUAAAGAUGUGUUUAGACAAUGUAUUGUAUGUAUAAGUUUUAAUAAAAGUCUGUUCUGUUC